Saccoglossus kowalevskii is the source of this 4318-nucleotide messenger RNA. Its product is annotated as unconventional myosin-VI-like. Gene Ontology annotation, cellular component: actin cytoskeleton; plasma membrane; cytoplasm. The record is from RefSeq and is a predicted model, not a curated record. Lineage: Eukaryota; Metazoa; Hemichordata; Enteropneusta; Harrimaniidae. Gene Ontology annotation, molecular function: ATP binding; actin filament binding; microfilament motor activity. Gene Ontology annotation, biological process: actin filament-based movement; actin filament organization.
AUCCGGUUGGGGAGACCCGUCAACCUAGUUAGUUGCUGAUAUUCCCCAAGGUUGUAUGUUUUCUACAAAUUUUGCCGGCUAGGUCUGAAUUGAAAUAUUGAGUUAAAGAUGGAUGAGAAUCAGAAAGUGUGGGCCCCAGACCCCAUGGAUGGGUUCAAGAUGGGAACAAUUGUUGACAUUGGAAGUGAAACUGUCACUGUGGAAUUAUUUGAAAAUAAGAAGCAAGUAACUGCUCUUUAUGACAGAGUGUUUCCUGCUGAGGAAGAUGAGAACAAAUCAGUGGCCGACAACUGUGCCUUAAUGUACCUGAAUGAAGCUACACUACUCAAUAAUGUCAAAUUAAGAUACAAAAAACAAGAAAUAUAUACUUAUGUUGCCAAUAUUCUGAUUGCCGUCAACCCAUACUGUGAGAUGCCACAAUUAUAUUCAAAAGAAACAAUUAAAAAAUACCAAGGCAAAUCACUAGGAGUUUUACCCCCUCAUGUAUUCGCAAUAGCUGACAAAGCAUUCCGUGAUAUGAAAGUGUUUAAACAAAGUCAGGCCAUUAUAGUGAGUGGAGAGAGUGGUGCUGGCAAAACAGAAUCUACUAAGUAUAUUCUAAGGUAUUUGACGGAAUCUCACGGUUCGGGUGCUGGUGUGAUAGAACAACGAAUAGUAGAGGCCAAUCCACUGUUAGAAGCGUUCGGUAAUGCCAAGACGAUGCGAAAUAAUAACAGUAGUAGAUUUGGUAAAUUUGUAGAAAUGCAUUUUAGUGACAAGAAUGUAGUAGUUGGUGGAUACGUAUCCCAUUAUCUUCUUGAAAAAUCUCGUAUUGUGAUGCAAAGUCAGGAAGAAAGAAACUACCAUAUUUUCUACAGAAUGUGUUCUGGUGCUCCUGACGAACUACGAAAGAAGCUAAAGAUCACCACUCCUGAUGACUACCAUUAUUUAAAACAUGGCUGUACACAGUAUUUCACAACUAAAGAGAGCUCUGGCAAGUUGAGUGGAAAUCGUACAAGUGCCCAGCACAAAAAGCAGGGUGGUUUGGGAGACAUCAUACUGGAUGACCCUAAAGAUUUCCUUAAAGUUGACCGUGCUAUGGAUAAGCUGGGAAUAUCUAAGGAAGAAAAAAUGGACAUAUACCGUAUUGUCGCCGGCGUUCUGCAUCUUGGCAAUAUUAAAAUGGAAGAAAGUUCUGAAGAUACAAAAGGUGGUAGUAUGGUGUGCCCCACAGCUGAGGAAUCUCUCAAGACAACUGCAUCACUACUGAUGGUAGCAGCUGAUGAUCUGCGUGAGAGCUUAACCACUCGUAUUAUGCAGACAGCUAAAGGUGGCGGUAGAGGCACACUUAUCAAAGUACCACUACGAAAAGACCAAGCCUCUCAUGCUCGUGACGCCUUGGCUAAGGCCAUCUACUCGCAUUUAUUUGAUCACAUCGUAGAACGUGUUAACCAGUGUUUUCCUUAUAAACAGUCGAAUUGUUUUAUUGGCGUCCUCGACAUUGCUGGAUUUGAAUACUUUCAGCUCAACAGCUUUGAACAAUUCUGCAUCAAUUACUGUAAUGAGAAACUCCAGCAGUUUUUUAACAAACGAGUCCUCAAAGAGGUGGACAUGAUAGAAUUAAAACCAGGUGGUAUAUUGGACCAGCUGGAUGAAGAGAGUAAACUACCCAAAGCAAAUCCUAAUAACUUUACGGCAGUGGUUCAUAAAAAGCAUGAUAACAACUACAGAAUUGAUAUUCCCCGUAAAUCAAAACUAACUGCUCACCGAAACCUGAGAGAAGACGAGGGAUUUUUGAUCCGUCAUUUUGCCGGUGCUGUCUGCUACCAAACUUCUCAGUUUAUUGAUAAAAACAAUGACGCUUUACACGCCUCAUUAGCGUGCCUUAUGCAGGAGAGUAAAGAUGGAUUCGUCCAAAGGUUGUUCCCGGAAACGCAAGGUUCAAAAUCAAUACAGAAACUAUCCUUCAUCAGCGUUGGCAACAAAUUCAAGACACAGCUGAGUCUGUUAAUGGAAAAACUUGAGGGGAAUGGUUCUAACUUCAUUCGUUGUAUUAAGCCAAAUCUAAAGAUGGUUGGUAAAUUGUUUGAAGGUGGCCAGAUUCUCAACCAGUUACAGUGUGCAGGAAUGGUGUCAGUGCUGGAUCUCAUGCAAGGUGGUUAUCCAUCACGUACAGUUUUCGCCGAACUCUAUAGUCUCUACAAAAGAUAUAUGCCACCUGAAUUGGUACGACUUGAUCCAAGAUUAUUCUGUAAGGCUCUUUUUAAAGCUCUUGGUCUUGAUGACAAUGAUUACAAGUUUGGUUUAACCAAGGUGUUCUUUAGACCUGGUAAAUUUGCGGAAUUUGAUCAGCUGAUGAAGUCAGACCCCGAUCACUUGGCCUACUUAGUCAAGAAAGUCAAAAGAUGGUUGAUAUGUACACGGUGGAAGUAUGCACAGUUUGGUACUCUGAUGGUUAUUAAAUUGAAGAACAAGUUAUUGUACCGUAGAGCGGCUUUGAUCAAGAUACAGAGCUGUAUACGUAUGUACAAUGCGGUGAAGAAACACCGCCCUCGCUACAAGGGAUUACGAAAAGUCGGUACUCUACGUACACAGUUGGAUAGCAUGAGGAAAAUAGUGGAUGGUAUUAAGGGAGAUAAGAAAACGAAAGAGAAAUUAACGAAAGACGUGAACAGUGUACAACUGAGUAUGGACUCCCUGGUUAAGAAGAUUAAGACAACUUAUAUGACCAGACAGCAGAUAGACUCUGCCUAUUUUGAUCUGGCAAGCAAGAUGAACAAAGAGUUGGAAACACUGUCAAAGCGAAAAGCUGAGGUGGAAGAAAGAGAAAGACUCCGCAAAAUCCAGGAACAGAUGGAAUUGGAACGUAAGAAAAGGGAAGAAGAGGAACGCAUCAGAAAAAAAGAGGAAGAGGAGAGAAGAAUCAAAGCGGAGAUGGAGGCCAAGAGAAAACGAGAAGAGGAGGAAGCAAAAAGACGCGCAGAAGAAGAACGUAAGAGAAAGGAAGAGGAGAAGAAAAAACUUGACGCUGACCGUAAAUUGCAGGCGGAGAAAAAACGACAGAUGGAAGAAGAAAAGAAGAGACAAACUCAGUUGGAACAGGAGCGACGUGAUUAUGAGCUUGCAUUGCGUCUUGCACAGGAAAAUGAGGCCGAAGUGGUACAAGAAGAGCCCCUGCAAAGAUCGGAACAGGUGGUUGCUCAAAAGCAAACCAACUUACUGAAGAGAUAUGACCUUGGUAAAUGGAAGUAUGCUGAACUUAGAGAUGCUAUAAAUACAUCAUGUGAGAUUGACAUGCUUGAAUCUUGUCGAGAAGAGUUCCAUCGUCGUCUUAAAGUUUACCAUGCAUGGAAGUCUAAGAACAGAAAACGUAAUGUAAAGAACGAAACUGCCGAUCAGAGGGCUCCUAAGUCAAUUAUUGAUACUGCAACAGAGCAGCAAGAAAUGGGUCCACUCAUCCCGAUACCAUUACCAACACAAGCUGCUCCUGUCAAGAAGCCAGUUGCGCCAGUCAACAAUGAACAACGAUUUUUCCGUGUGCCAUUUGUACGUCCCAGUGACCAGCAUAAAGAUCCUGAGUUCAAAAAGAAAGGAUGGUGGUACGCUCACUUUGACGGACCCUGGAUUGCUAGACAAAUGGAAGUACAUCCUGAUAAACAACCAGUAUUGCUUGUUGCAGGUAAAGAUGACAUGCAGAUGUGUGAGCUGAGUUUAGAUGAGACUGGUCUGACACGUAAACGUGGUGCUGAGAUACUGGAGCGAGAGUUUGAACAAGAGUGGGAUAAGAAUGGUGGACGACAGUAUUUACUUCUAGCGGUGCAAAACAAACAAGCCAGGCAGACAUACGCCACUCAAAAAUUACACUAAGGAAGCCUACACUGUCAUCUUAUUUACCUGCCAUUUUUACUAAAGUUUAUAUAAUACCAAUGGUUAGUUUAGGUUGUUUGAAUGGUUACUGCUAGUUAAAAAAGUUAUUAACUCUAACAUAUCAAGCAUUGCUAUUGUGAUAACUCAAUUCAUGCACCCAGUUAAUUAUCAACAAAUAUUCAUAAUGAUUCAAAAAAUUUUAAAAUUGUAUUUUUUUAGUCGAGACUAUUACUUUUUAGUCCCCGUUUGGACGAAGUCCGAAAACGGGGACUUAUAAUUCGGUCUCCGUCCGUCCGGAGUCAUAUCUCAGAAUCCCUUGGACCGAUUCCGUUCAUUCUUUGCAUGUGCCUAGUACUUUAUGUGGGACAUAUGCCCCAGUGGUUUAGCGAUUCAAUUUAAAAUGGCCGACUGGCAGCCAUUUUGUUUUUCUAAAAUGUUGUAUUUUGGACAUGCUUUGUCAGUUUUCAUUCAA